Myotis davidii is the source of this 1038-nucleotide messenger RNA. RefSeq names its product WD repeat domain 86 (gene WDR86). Gene Ontology annotation, molecular function: protein binding. Bases 1 to 1038 code for a protein of 345 amino acids. The transcript is spliced from 6 exons. The record is from RefSeq and is a predicted model, not a curated record. NCBI's taxonomy places the organism in Eukaryota, Metazoa, Chordata, Mammalia, Chiroptera, Vespertilionidae.
AUGAUGAAGAGGAGGGAACGGAAGGAUUCGGGGGGCAGGUCACUUCUGGACUGGUCUCAAACACGCCUGCCCCGCGCCGCCUCAAGCAUUCUUCCUAGGGAAAAGCAGAAGCUGGCAUGCCCCGGGCUCACCUCUGCCCUCCCUACAGGACACGAGAGCUACGUGACCUUCUGCCAGCUGGAGAACGAGGCUGCCUUCACGUGCAGCGCCGACCGCACCAUCAGGAAGUGGGACGUGCUGACCGGGCAGUGCCUGCAGGUGUUCCGAGGACACACAUCCAUUGUGAACAGGAUCCUGGUCACCAACAACCAGCUCUUCAGCAGCUCCUAUGACCGGACAGCUCGCGCCUGGAGUGUGGACAAGGGGCAGGUGUCCCGGGAGUUCCGGGGCCACCGCAACUGCGUGCUGACUCUCGCCUACUCCGCCCCCUGGGAUCUGCCCGGGGCUCCCUUCGAGGAGGAGGCUGUGUCCGGGGGGCUGCUGGUAACAGGCAGCACGGAUGGCACGGCCAAGGUGUGGCAGGUGGCUAGUGGCUGCUGCCACCAGACCCUACGGGGCCACACGGGUGCCGUGCUGUGCCUUGUGCUGGACACGCCCAGCCACACAGCCUUCACGGGCAGCACGGACACCACCAUCCGCGCCUGGGACAUCCUGAGUGGGGAGCAGCUGCGGGUGUUCCGGGAGCACCAGGGCUCUGUCAUCUGUCUGGAGCUCGUGAACCAGCAUGUGUACUCGGGCAGCGCCGACAGGACCGUCAAGUGCUGGCUGGCGGACACGGGGGAGUGUGUGCGCACGUUCCCAGCCCACAGACACAGCGUGAGCGCCCUCAAGUACCAUGCGGGCACCUUGUUCACGGGCAGCGGGGACGCCCGCGCGCGCGCCUUUGACGCCGAGUCCGGGGGGCUCCAGAGGGUGUUCCGCGGCCACGCCUUCAUCAUCAACUGCAUCCAGGUAGGCGCCCCCGCCCGCAUCCCCGGGUGGGUGAAAUGUGGGGCUGUGGCUGUGGAAGAGCCAGGGAGCAAGGAACCAGCUCUUUAG